Messenger RNA from Triticum dicoccoides, 2515 nucleotides. RefSeq names its product L-type lectin-domain containing receptor kinase IX.1-like. The coding region runs from base 159 to 2240 and encodes 693 amino acids. Lineage: Eukaryota; Viridiplantae; Streptophyta; Magnoliopsida; Poales; Poaceae. The record is from RefSeq and is a predicted model, not a curated record. Gene Ontology annotation, biological process: protein phosphorylation. The transcript has a single exon. Gene Ontology annotation, molecular function: ATP binding; carbohydrate binding; protein kinase activity.
CCACCAACGGUUGACCAAGUUGAUACCUUCUUUGCUUACUUGCAGCACCAUGCAUAUGUGACAACUUCUAAGCUCUGCAGAAGUUGUUUCUGUUCCUCUUCUUCCUUCCUUCGAGGCUUCCACCACCCCCCACCACCACCGCCGCUCUUUCUCCAGCCAUGAGAUCGAGAGCCACGGGAACUUGCUUCCUGGCUCUCCAGUUCAUCCUAUUCUUCACUUUCAAUAUUGCCGGCGUCAGUCCUCUGUCCUUCAAGCUGAAUUUCACCGAAUCCAACUAUACUGCGUCCACCGCAAUCAAGUUCCAGGAGGAUGCCUUCUACAACAAGGGGAUCAAGCUGACCAAGGACGAGCUCAAAGACGAGAUCACGAACAGUGUAGGCCGAGCAGUCUACGCCGAUCCAGUGCUCCUCUGGGAUACCACCACUGGUCAGUUAGCCGACUUCUCAACCCACUUCACCUUCAGGAUAACUGCCACAAACUUAACCGCAACCAACAAUCCAUACGGUGAGGGCCUAGCCUUCUUCCUCUCACCGUACCCUUCGGUGGUUCCCAAUAGCUCCACUGGUGGUUUUCUUGGCCUCUUCAGCAAUGGGAGUGAUCAGAAUGACCCAUCCAAUGAGCUCGUGGCUGUUGAGUUCGACAGCCACAAUAACACAUGGGAUCCAAAAGGCGACCAUGUGGGCAUCGACAUCCAUUCAGUUGUAUCCGUAGACAAGGUGUUGUGGAAUAGUAGCAUUAAUGAUGGUCGCAUAGCCAAUGCGUGGGUAAGUUACCAGGCCAGCUCCUUCAACUUGAGCAUCUUCUUGACGUACCUGGAGGAUCCACAAUUCAGUGGCAACUCCACCUUAUCUUAUUCAGUUGAUCUCAGAAAAUACCUCCCAGGCAAAGUGGCCAUUGGCUUCUCAGCUGCCACGGGUAGAUUUGUUGAGCUCCAUGAGAUACUUUACUGGGAAUUCAAUUCUACGGAUUUGCAGCUGAUGAAGACUGAGAAGAUGAGAAGUGUACUGGUCAUAAGCUUGGCUACUACCAUAAGUGUCAUGGUAUGUUCUGUGUGCUUGGUUUGGUGCCUUCUGCAUUUUAGGACUAGGAGAUCAAGAAAUGAGAAACAAAAGAAGCUAGGGUAUCAUGAGUCCAUUGAUGGUGAAUUUGAAAAAGGGAGUGGCCCAAGAAGAUUUCGGUACAAUGAACUUGUGGCCGCCACAAGGAACUUUGCUUUGGAGAGGAAGCUUGGAGAAGGAGGAUUCGGCGCAGUCUACCAGGGCCUUUUGAAGGAUCAAAACCUCGAUGUUGCCAUAAAGCGAGUGGCAAAGGGGUCUACACAGGGAAGGAAGGAGUACAUAUCUGAGGUCAAGAUCAUCAGCCGGCUGAGGCAUCGCAACCUUGUGCAGCUUGAGGGCUGGUGUCAUGAGCAUGGAGAGUUCUUGCUUGUCUAUGAGUUCAUGCCAAACAGGAGCUUGGACACACACCUCUAUGAUAACAGUAAUUUGCUAACAUGGCCAUUGAGGUUCAAGGUCACCGCAGGUGUUGCAUCUGCCCUCCUGUACCUCCACGAGGAAUGGGAGCAAUGUGUCAUUCACCGUGAUAUCAAACCGAGCAAUGUCAUGCUUGAUUCUGCAUUCAAUGCCAAGCUUGGUGAUUUUGGGCUCGCGCGGCUCAUUGACCACGACCGAGCCUCGCAAACUACAGUGUUAGCUGGGACAAUGGGUUACAUGGCUCCAGAGUGUGUCACCACUGGCAAGGCAAUCAAAGAAUCUGAUGUCUACAGCUUUGGGAUUCUUGCAUUGGAGAUUGCAUGCGGAAGGCGACCAGUUGUACUAAAGGAAGACGAUGACAAGAUCGUAUUGGUUCAGUGGGUAUGGGAUCUCUAUGGAAGAAACAAGAUUCUUAAUGCAGUUGACAGCAGGCUUGAUGGCACAUUUGAAGAUAGAGAGGCAGCGUGCUUGAUGGUCGUCGGACUGUGGUGUGCACAUCCAGAUUACAAUCUCCGACCUUCGAUUCGUCAGGUCAUAAGUGUACUGAAGUUUGAAGCACCAUUGCCAAACCUUCCCCCGAAGAUGCCAGUGGCCAUGUACUUUGCACCGCCAAUUUCUCUGUGCAGGUUUUCAUACACCUCAUCUGAUGGGACACUCAAGCAGCAGGAGCUGGAGAGGUCCAAUGGUUAUGGAAAAACAAGCUCAUCCACUGCAACCAAUGCAUCCAGUUCACCUCCUUCUGUGCGGUUGCCAGAGGUGGGCUACUAAGUCUGGCAGUUCCUUUCUAUAUGUUCAACAUGUUAACACUUUCGCUUUUGUUUGGUGCCGACUGUAUUAGAAUGGCACUAAAGUUAAACUGCAGAGAUGUUGUUAUUAACUCUGGCUGGAUGUUGCCAACAGUUUAAUUCAGUUACUACUUUUGUAUAGAUUGGCUACCUGUAGAACAUAAGCAACGAAAUGUAUCCUGAGUGAGUACCUAGAGUGGUGUUGACAGUUGUUGUCUUGUUCAUUUUUAUUCAGCAAGUUAAUUGCGCAUUUGUAUU